Molecule: messenger RNA, 1687 nt
Organism: Chondrus crispus (carragheen)
Lineage: Eukaryota; Rhodophyta; Florideophyceae; Gigartinales; Gigartinaceae
Exons: 2
Coding region: 1-1449 (482 amino acids)
Biological process (GO): proteolysis
Cellular component (GO): membrane
Molecular function (GO): metalloendopeptidase activity; protein binding
Source: RefSeq, a predicted model, not a curated record
AUGUGCAGCUACGUUGAAACUCACCACCCCCGCUUUCACAGUUCAGCUCAGCACAGCAUUGCAUUCGCCAGCAGAUCAAUGACGCAUUUCACACCAGCGUUUGCCGCAUCGGCCCCGCGUCUAUCUUUGUUACGAUCAAUUUCGCUUUGCCGAGCACCACAAAUUUGUCAGAGAGGUGAGUUUGUUAAGCGCGUACGCCAUGCCACAAUCUCUCACGCAACUGGCGAUGCAGCGCGUGUUCCACGAGACGCCGCCGCAGCUGCACCGGGCAGACAAUCAACUCGACAGGCACCGACAGCAAGCUUGCUCGCCUCCGUCACCCAGGUAGCGAGUACUGGUGCGGGUAUAUUCCUGUUGGGGUUUAUCAUUUUCGUGCAUGAGAGUGGUCACUUUCUAGCCGCGCGUCUCCAAGGCAUACGAGUGAAAAACUUCUCCAUCGGUUUCGGGCCACAAAUUUUCAACUUCUCUCCUGCCAAAUCGGAAACAGAAUUUACAGUUCGUCUACUCCCGUUGGGAGGCUAUGUCGCCUUCCCUGAGCAUGCGACCAUCGACGAGGAAACAGGAGAAACAGUAGUCAGCGAUGACCCCGACCUGCUUCAAAACCGACCGCUUUUCGAUCGCGCUCUAGUUAUAUCCGCCGGUGUGAUUGCAAACGUUAUUCUGGCCUGGGGCUGUAUUUUCGCUUCGGUUUCUACCGUCGGCCUUCCUACUUACAAUUUCAGUCCAGGUGUCAAUAUUGCUAACAUCGUCGAUACACAAGGGACUGGAGCAAAGGCGGGAGUGAAAGCAGGAGACGUAAUUUUGCGUGUCGAUGGGAACGAGGUUCCAAAAUCGCUCGAUAGUGCCCGUGUGGUAGCGGAAAAGAUCAGAACGUCUGGCGGUCGAGAGAUGGAUUUCCGUAUUCUUAGGGGUGGGAAGGAGUUUGACAUGCAAAUCAGAGCCAAGUGCUGCACACCUGAAGGAAAUGCUGCCAUGGGCGUACAAUUGAUUCCGAAUGCGGAUGUCACUCGUGUUCGCCCGCCGACCGUACUGAAAUCGGUAGAAACAACAAACAAAGAAUUCUCUCGUUUGUCUAGACAAACGUGGAACGGGCUGACAUCAAUAGUUUCCAACUUCCAGAAAUCUUCACAGAACCUGUCGGGGCCCAUUGGGGUCGUCUCUAUGGGUGCGGAUUUGGCGCGCAACGACACAGCGGCUCUACUGACAUUUUGCGCCGUUAUUAGCAUCAACUUGGCAUUGAUCAACUCACUGCCCCUACCGGCUUUGGAUGGUGGGCAGAUGACGUUUCUGUUAAUUGAAGCUCUCAGGGGAGCGCCAGUCUCUUUAAGGGUUCAAGAUGCCAUUAAUCGAACUGCGUUGUUGCUGUUUUUGGCAUUUUCCGGAGUCCUUGUCUUUGGAGACCUUGAGAAACUUAACAUUUUGAGCGCUAUUCAGAAGCUUUUCGGCUAAGCCAAUUGGUUUGAUAGCGUUUUCGUUACAAGCCAACCCUGUAUUUGUAAUGAUGUGACUCAAAAUUCUUCUCGCCCCAUUCGCAUAUCACGCGAAGGAUAAUGCGGAAAUAGGAAACGCUUGAUACUGUACUGUAGAAAGGAAGGUAGCCUGCAAUGUGAUCGUAAGGGGUAGCAGAGUCGUAGGCACGGUGUAUGGCGAGAACAACAUAAAUUUACAUUUCUAGGAUGGCCCCCUC